Messenger RNA from Funneliformis caledonium, 1473 nucleotides. NCBI's taxonomy places the organism in Eukaryota, Fungi, Glomeromycota, Glomeromycetes, Glomerales, Glomeraceae. The record is from the annotation of a GenBank genome assembly.
AUGUAUCUUGCAGAAGGAAUCAAAAUCAUGAAUUAUAAAGAUUUCUUGAAACGUAUAAUUCGUUCUCAUAAAAUCAAAACCGAUUUCUUGAAAUUUAUAAAUAGCUCUCUCAAAGACCUAUCAUUGAAAAUCCAUAAACUCGGAUUUAAUAGAAAUCAUGAUAUUUUCUCUAAUGAAGAUAAGGAAUUUAUUUCUGAAUGGGUUGUUGAGCAACUAAGCAAAAAACCUCCAAUUGAAUGGAAACUUUUACAAAAUGAAAUGAAAAUUCGUUGUGUAUCUUGUUCGCAAAAUGAUCUGAAAAACUUUUGGUAUAAAGCGCAGAGACAAUUAACACGGGAAUCUAGAGCUGAAUCGCAAGAUGAUUUGAUAAUCGAAUAUUUAGUGCAAAAAGAUGAAGUGCAAAGCGUUGAAGUGCAAGAUAUAAAAGUGCAAAAAGAAGUACAAAAAGUUGUAGUGCAAAAAGAUGAGGUACAAAUAGUUGAAGUGCAAAACGUUGAAGUGCAAAAAGAUGAAGUGCAAAAAGUUGAAGUGCAAAACGUUGAAGUGCAAAAAGAUGAAAUGCAAAACGUUGAAUUGCAAAAAGAUGAAGUGCAAAAAGUUGAAUUGCAAAAAGAUGAAGUGCAAAAAGUUGAAGUGCAAAACGUUAAAAUUGAAGUGCAAAAAGAUAAAGUGCAAAAGGUUGAAGUACAGAAAGUUGAAGUGCAAAAAGUUGAAUUGCAAAAAGUUGAAGUGCAAAAAGAAGUUGAAGAAAUUUCUGAUAUGGGUCGUCAAUUGUUGUUCAGUGACGAAGAUGAUGAGGUGAUUCUGAAUUGCAUAAAAGAAAUGGAACAAAACAGAAUCGUUCAUAAACGAUAUAAAAUUAUUGAAGAAAGGUUGUCACGUAAAUUUACUGCUAAGCAAAUUCGUCAUCACUAUACCAACGUUCUUGAUAGUAAAUUAUGUCACCUCGCGCUAAAGGAAGAAGAAAAGCAGUUUAUUAAAGAUUGGAUUCGGUGUAAUAAAACACCAGCUGGAAAAAUCGAAUGGAAACAAUUACGUGUGGAGAUCGAAGAGACAUUUAAGUCUUUAAAGUCCGAGAAUAAAAUUAAGAAUUAUUAUUACUCAAACCUAAAGCGUUUAUCUAGAAAAGUUGGACAAGGAAUUUCUGACACACCUUCUGAAGAUGAAUUUGAAGAUGAUGAAGUUACCAUGACAUGCCCCACUCCUGAAUGCGAAAUCGACGAUAAUGUGGCUGUAACAUGCGCUGCUGCUCCUCCAAAAGAUGAAUUUGAUUAUGAUAUUAUGCCAUCACUAAAUUCAUAUUCUUUAAAAAGUAUGGAAAGAUCAUAUAACCAUAAUAAUAAUGUCAUGCCAGCUACACCUACCCCUAUUUACCAUUCCUUUACGCUUCCAAGACCUCAUUAUACGGAUUCAGAAUAUCAAAGUAAAUCUGGUGCAAGGAGAUCUGUUGUUCAUCCCAAGAUUUUCUACUGA